Molecule: messenger RNA, 1125 nt
Organism: Sarcophilus harrisii (Tasmanian devil)
Lineage: Eukaryota; Metazoa; Chordata; Mammalia; Dasyuromorphia; Dasyuridae
Gene: WFDC1
Product: WAP four-disulfide core domain 1
Exons: 6
Coding region: 392-1069 (225 amino acids)
Biological process (GO): regulation of cell growth
Cellular component (GO): extracellular region
Molecular function (GO): peptidase inhibitor activity
Source: RefSeq, a predicted model, not a curated record
AGGCCGCUUAUUAGAGGCUGCCCUGCCCACGUCUGUCUGCGAGCAAGACUUUCCCCCCACCCCCUCCUCCCGCAGCUGUCGUCUGAUCUGACGCUGGAGCUUUGAACGUAGCUCUCUUGAGUGCCAGAUGUGGAGGAAGACUAAAAAUAAUCUCCCAGACUAUCACUAAGAGGGAACCACGUGCUCGGGGUGCGCCCGGGACCCAAGGACCCCAGUUCAAGUGGAAUCAAAUCCCCCAGCGCGUGGCCCCAUCGCUGAGCUCGGGGCAGGACCCCAGAGUGGGAGCUGGUCCUUCCCAGCCUGCUCCCCGCCCACCCCGGUCUGGGCUGCCCUCCUCCACUCUGAACCCUUCCCAACUUGGGUUCUGCUCUCUGCAUCGCCUGGGAAGAAAAUGGACCCCGGGAGCUACAGGCAAGGAAGGCGAGCCGGAGGCUGGGGAAUAAAAGUUUUUCCCCACACUCUGUGCAUCGUGGUGUUGCUAUUAGACUCGUGUUCUGCAAGAGGGUUAUGGAAACGGGCGGUGCACCUGAAGUUGGCCGAGAAAUCCCAAGAUUAUGAAUACCCCCUCCAUUCUCAAGGUAGCCAUCAUCCCCGGAAUGAGCGCUGUCCCCCACCCCCCCAAACAUUACCCAAAGGGGCUUGUGAAGUGACCAGAUGCCGCUCAGAUUCGGUGUGUGAAAGGCACAAGCGUUGCUGCUUCAAUGGGUGCACCUACGCCUGCCUGGAAUCAGUGCAGCCUCCACCAGUCCUAGACUGGCUGGUGCAGCCCAAACCUCGCUGGCUAGGUGGCAACGGCUGGCUGCUGGACGGGCCAGAAGAAGUUUUACAAGAGGCCUGUAGCACCACUGAGGAUGGGGCAGAACCUCUCCACUGCCCCACAGGCUAUGAGUGCCACAUCAUAAACCCUGGCAACUCUGCAGAAGGCAUCCCCAACAGAGGGCAGUGCAUCAAGCAACGGAAGGCUUCUGAUGGACAAAACCUGAAACCUAAAAUUUAUAAGGAAGUUGUAGCAAGUAAUUCAAAUCAUGUGGUCGGCUACGAAAAAGAACGACAGAAGCAUUUGCAUUAAUCCAAUAGAUGAAUUGAAAAUGAGUGGACAAAUGAAGUCAUGCAAACUUGGUCCCA